UGAUAGGGAAUGGACUGGCACUUCUGCCCCAGCCCGGGAUGAAGUGGAUGGUUGUCGGGUCGAGGAGGAGGGGAGACGAAUUCUGGUGGAGCCACUUAUGGAGGAGGAAGUUGAGCAGUUAGUUGAAAAGAAUCGGCAUAGUGACUGUUCUAGGCAGAUCAAUCUGGAACUUAGGUAAUCUUCAUCAGUAAUAGCUUGGAAUCUACUUAUGUUAAGCUUUCUUUUACAUGUUGCUGGAAUGAAAGGUUGGAUUUUAGAGAUUAGUGUGUGUGUGUGUGUGCGCGUUAGGGAAGAAUGGGGUCACUCACAACAUGUUGGAUGACAUUCACAAUCAUUGGAAGAGGGCUGAAGCGGUAAGGAUCAAGUGUUUGGGAGUGCCAACUCUUGACAUGGACAAUGUCUGCUUCCACCUUGAGGUUUGAACUGAUAACAGUCUCCCAUCAGUUGGAUGACGUGUUUUGUUCUUCUGGGAUUUCGGAUUAUUAUUAGCUGAUCUAGAUAGUAGUGUUUCUGUAGUAUAAAUCUGGGGGGAAGAUCAUCUACCGCAACAUAAAUGUCCUCCUUUUGUAUCGUGGUCGAAACUAUGACCCCAAGAACCGACCAGUCAUACCUCUUAUGCUGUGGAAGCCUUAUGCUCCUAUAUAUCCGAAGCUUGUGAAGAAUGUUGCUGAUGGCCCGACAUUUGAAGAAACCCAAGGAAAUGAGAAACAGAGGACUACACUCUCCCGCUCUUAUGAAACUUGAAACAAUGCAAAAACUCCUCUCACGUCCAUUCUCAGCCUCACCAAAACCUUGUUUCUCUUGUUUCUUCUCCCAUUCUCUCUCCAAAAGCACUUAUGACCCUCCAUUUUCCCUUAUUUCCAAACCCUCAAAACCUCCAAACUCCAAACCAAAGCCACUCGAUUCUAACAAUCAAACCUCGUCACCUCUCAAGUCAAACCUCCCAUUUGACUUUAGGCAGUCGUACUCCGAAAUCGACCCCAGCCUUGAGCCCAUUGGGUUUCGAGAACCCAAAAGGUUUUCUCCAUUUGGGCCGGGCAGGCUUGACAGGGAAUGGACUGGGACUUCCGCUCCGGCUCGGGAUGAAGUGGAUGGUCGUCGGGUCGAGGAAGAGAGGACACGGGUACUAGGGGAGCCACUUAAGGGGGAGGAAGUUGAGCAGCUGGUUGAAAAGUAUCGACAUAAUGAUUGUUAUAGGCAAAUCAAUCUGGGGAAGAAUGGGGUCACUCACAACAUGUUGGAUGACAUUCACAAUCAUUGGAAGAGAGCUGAAGCUGUAAGGAUCAAGUGUUUGGGAGUGCCAACUCUUGACAUGGACAAUGUCUGCUUCCACCUUGAGGAUAAAUCUGGGGGAAAAAUCAUCUACCGCCACAUAAAUGUCCUCCUUUUGUAUCGUGGUCGAAACUAUGACCCCAAAAAUCGACCAGUCAUACCUCUUAUGCUGUGGAAGCCUUAUGCUCCUAUAUAUCCGAAGCUUGUGAAGAAUAUUGCUGAUGGCCUGACAUAUGAAGAAACCAAGGAAAUGAGAAACAGAGGACUCCACUCUCCUGCUCUUAUGAAACUUACAAGGAAUGGCGUGUAUGUAAAUGUAGUGGUAAGAGUCAGGGAGGCCUUCCAGACUGAAGAGGUAGUUAGACUAGACUGCACCCAUGUUGGUACCAGUGACUGCAAAAGGAUAGGUGUGAAGCUAAGGGACUUGGUUCCCUGUGUACCCAUUUUAUUCAAGGAUGAACAGAUUAUACUCUGGAGAGGAAAGAGAGAUCAAGAACUGAAUUCUGAUAUUUCGGAUGCCAAUGUAAAAUCUCUGGAUACGUAGUUGAGGUUGCAAUGUGGGCAAGACUAGAUCAUUGCUACUUGUAAAUUUCUAGCUCAUUAGCUUUUCCAAUCAUUAUUAUUAUUAUUAUUAUUAUCUUAUAAUAUGACAAGCUGUUGGUAUAUCUGACCAUAAUUCAGUAAUCCAGUGAUCAUGGAUCCCAAAAGACAUUUAGAACUUUAACUCAUGAACCAUUCUGUCAAUUCAUUUUUUAUUAUGAAUAUAUUUUCCCCUCUUGAUGUUA
This is a messenger RNA of Theobroma umbraticum, 2057 nucleotides long. RefSeq names its product RNA-binding CRS1 / YhbY (CRM) domain-containing protein. Gene Ontology annotation, biological process: Group II intron splicing. The record is from RefSeq and is a predicted model, not a curated record. Gene Ontology annotation, molecular function: RNA binding. Lineage: Eukaryota; Viridiplantae; Streptophyta; Magnoliopsida; Malvales; Malvaceae.